Messenger RNA from Glycine soja, 1287 nucleotides. RefSeq lists its product as uncharacterized. The transcript is spliced from 6 exons. Bases 558 to 1019 code for a protein of 153 amino acids. Gene Ontology annotation, cellular component: transcription factor TFIIIB complex. Gene Ontology annotation, molecular function: TFIIIC-class transcription factor complex binding. The record is from RefSeq and is a predicted model, not a curated record. Lineage: Eukaryota; Viridiplantae; Streptophyta; Magnoliopsida; Fabales; Fabaceae. Gene Ontology annotation, biological process: RNA polymerase III preinitiation complex assembly.
UUGUAGCUAGCUGCCUACCCCCUUCAACCUCCUCUAUGCACCCGCACUAUCCACAAGAUGGAGAAGACACUCGUCGAGCUCCGUCUUUUCUAUAAUUACCAGCUUCGCCACCUCGGCCCCGCUGCCAAGAUCUUUGCCCUCGACCUCUCGUUCAGGAAGAAUCUAUGCGUUAACCUGUGGGUUCUCGCCGCUGAGAAUUGUGACUCAGUGGACGCCGAUGCCGGAAGCUGACCGUGUCGUGGGUUUGGGUGGUGGCCACGGAGAAUCCCAUCAUGUUGGGCAUCAACUGUGAGUUUCCAAUCUCUGAAUCCCCACGGUUCCUUUCCUAGAAGUCCCUCGCCAUUUUUUCUCUUCAAAUCUCCCAAAGCAUGUGAUUCACUUCAAGUUAUUAAUUCAUAGGUUCUAAUCAUCGCUGAGCUCUACUUUUCAAAGCACUCAACUUUUCUAUAGAGAGAGGAGUUUGCUCUCUUACUGUGCUUUUGACGCUGCUGGAGCAUGUUUAAUGAUAUCCACCUUUCAAUCUACAACAAAUUUAUUUUUUGGUAAGGCAGAGGUUGAUGUUCCACAAUGUCUUCCUUUCAACUAUUGCAACUAACUCGGUGUGGCCAGAGUUUUCUGGCUUCAAGGAGGCUGUUAGGGAGAUGGGAACAGAUUUUUCUAUGAUACAAAAGACUUUUUUCGCUGAUAAAAGACGGCAUCAAAUUAAGUUGAAGUGCAAGAAGGAAGAGCGGCAGCAGCCUUUACAGCUAACCGAUGUUGUAAAUAACAGUGCAAAAGAUCACCCUCGUUCUAAGUUGUUUAUUGAACUACUAAAAGUAGUUUCCACCAAGGCAGAAGAAUACCCCAGUAGAGAUGCAUCAGAUUUUGUGAUGGCGGAGGAGGUUGUGGACCUAACAGUUGGAACUCAUGUAUGCACUUUUGGCCUAUUCAAUUUAUCUUUUGAUAUCUUCCUUUUUUUGGUGCAGAUAAUUUAUGAUUUUAGUGGCUUAUUUAUCAGAGAAAUAUUCUUAAUUGCAUGAUGUUUGAUGUGGAUUGUGGAACAUAGUAGGGGUCCAUCUACAAAAAUUAAAAUUUUUACUUGGUUCUGGCCUUCAUUUCCUAAAUUUGUUUGAGGUUUAAAGCUUUUUCUACUUUAAGUCAUUAGAUCAAUGCUAAUAUCGUCUUUGGCUUUAAAGCUCAGAUGGCCAAGUUACUUAUAGUAUAUUGCCGCAAGGGUGAUAGAUAACUUGCCUUUAUUAUUUUCUUUAAAGAAAAAGUAAAUUUAGUUUUAUUUGUGCAAUUAGCAAU